This is a messenger RNA of Sitodiplosis mosellana (orange wheat blossom midge), 3218 nucleotides long. Its product is annotated as periodic tryptophan protein 2 homolog. Gene Ontology annotation, cellular component: Pwp2p-containing subcomplex of 90S preribosome; small-subunit processome. Gene Ontology annotation, molecular function: protein binding. The transcript is spliced from 6 exons. Lineage: Eukaryota; Metazoa; Arthropoda; Insecta; Diptera; Cecidomyiidae. The record is from RefSeq and is a predicted model, not a curated record. Gene Ontology annotation, biological process: ribosomal small subunit assembly; maturation of SSU-rRNA from tricistronic rRNA transcript (SSU-rRNA, 5.8S rRNA, LSU-rRNA). The coding region runs from base 183 to 3089 and encodes 968 amino acids.
ACGUGCGAGCAUCUGUCAAAAGCAAGAAGGUUAGGUGUCAUUGUUUUGUUUUGCAUGCGGACAGAGCCGCGGCACAACGUUUUUUGUUUUUGUUUUAAUAAGUGACUGAAAGUCGGAACGCUAAAUUUUGAGUCGAAGAAUUUUAUCAUUGGAGUUGGUGAAUGUGAAGGAACGAAGACAAAAUGAAGUUUUCGUAUAAGUUCUCGAAUCUGCUGGGAACAAUUUAUCGCAAGGGUAAUUUGAUAUUUUCAAAUGAUGGCAAUUCAAUCAUCAGCCCGGUGGGCAAUCGCAUCACAAUCUACGAUUUGAAAAAUAACAAAUCAAAAACCUUAUCGCUGGACAGCCGGUACAACUACACUGCCGUAGCAAUUUCGCCAAAUGGAUGCCUGAUGAUAGCGGUGAAUGAGAAAGGCGAAGCGCAAAUGAUCAGUAUGAUAUCACAGACAGUGAUUUACACGCACAAAUUCGCCGAGACCGUCAAUUGCGUUCGUUUCAGUCCGAAUGGCAAAUAUUUUGCCAUCGCCCGUGCGCAUAUUGUGUCGGUAUAUAUUGUGCCUGGUGAAAUAUCCGGUGAUUAUGGCAAUUUCAAAGCGUUCCGCCAUUUUCAUGGGGCUAACGAUGAUGUGACAUGGAUCGAUUGGUCGAGUGAUUCCAGACUGUUAGCGAUUGGAGCUAGAGAUAACACCACCAAGUUAUGUGCUAUUGAAUUUUUGGAAAAUUUCCGACCGUACCAGUUGGCUGGCCACACCGAUUCGAUUGUCGGUUGCUUCUUUGAGAAUAACAGUUUGGAUGUGAGUACAAUAAGUCGUAAUGGACAGCUAUGCAUUUGGGAAUGUAGUUUAGAGUUGAAAGAUUUGACACCAAAAGAUUUUACAAUCAAAGAAGAGGACGAUGAGACGAAAGAGGAUGAAAUUGAUACAAAAAAAUCGCUUGAAGAAUCAAAUGAUGGGUUAAAAAUUGAACAAGACAGUGAUCAAUUGAAUGAAGAUGAUCGUAUUGCGAUAACUGGACGUGAUGAUCAAGGGAAGGUUGUUGCUGAUGAACUAUUGAAACCACAUCCCUUCAACUAUACUCGCUUGGCUCGACAUUAUCUCAUCGAUGAAGUUCGAAAGUCCGAUUCACGUGCCAUUCUCACCGCUGCCAACUAUCAUCAGAAAACCAAAUUACUCAUUACGGCCUAUUCAAACGGAGCAUUCUUCCUGCAUGAAAUGCCCGACGUGAAUCUGAUUCAUUCGCUGAGUAUUACGGAAUUUGCAAUUGAAACGGCUGUAUUCAAUGUGACUGGCGAUUGGAUUGCAUUGGGAUCGUCGAAUCUCGGCCAAUUGCUGGUGUGGGAAUGGCAAAGUGAACAGUAUAUCAUGAAGCAGCAGGGUCAUUCCAGCGAAAUGAAUUGUGUUGCCUAUUCACCUGAUGGUCAGUCCAUUGUAACGGGAGGUGAAGAUGCCAAAGUCAAAGUGUGGAAUGUUAACAAUGGCUUUUGCUUUGUCACAUUCAGUGAACACACUAGCGCAAUUACGGCCCUUGAAUUUAGCAACAAUAAAAAAUUCCUGGUGAGCGCCUCACUGGAUGGCACGGUGCGUGCCUAUGAUUUAGUUAGAUAUCGUAAUUUCCGUACAUUCACUUCACCGCGACCCGUUCAAUUUUCCAGUUUGGCACUGGAUGCAUCGGGCGAAUUGGUUGUGGCUGGUGGACGUGAUAUUUUCGAAAUUUAUUUGUGGUCAAUGAAAUUGGGACGAUUAUUGGAAGUGCUGAGCGGUCAUGAAGGUCCGGUCAGUUCAUUGGCAUUCGCUCCAGUUGCCACUUCAUCGAUGCUUGUGUCCGGAUCAUGGGAUCAUACGAUUCGAAUUUGGAACUGUCUAGAGUCGUCCGGUGAUCAUGAAACCGUUGAAAUUCAAUCGAAUGUCACAGCAGUUGCUUUUAAACCAGACGGUGAAGAAGUGGCCGUUGCCGCACUUAGCGGCAAUAUUCAAAUAUUCAGCGUUAGAAAUUCACAACAAAUUGCCAGUAUUGAAGGACGCAAUGAUUUGGGCGCUACCGUUUCCGAAGUGGAUCUGACGUCAGCCGAUAAAAAUAAAGAAAGCAAGUAUUUCUCAACAAUAGCAUAUUCAGCCGAUGGUGAAACACUUUUGGCAGCUGGAAAGUCGAAAAAUGUGUGCAUUUAUCAUGUGGCCGGCGGUAUUCUGUUGAAGAAGUUAGAAAUUACACAAAAUCACAGUUUAGAUGGACUUGAUGAUUACAUCAAUCGCCGCAAUCUAACUGAAUUCGGAAAUUUGGCACUGGUCGAAGCUCGAGACGAACUGGAAGGUGGGAAUGUUGCGAUCCGUUUGCCGGGCGUACAAAAAGGUGAUAUGGCAUCACGAAAUUUCAAGCCCGAAGUGAAUGUGUUCAGUGUGCGUUUUUCGCCGACGGCACAAUCAUGGGCAGCCGCCACCACCGAAGGUCUGCUCAUUUAUUCACUUGACCGUGGAAUCGUGUUCGAUCCGCUGAAUUUAUCAUUGGAAGUGACACCAAAAGCGGCUCGUGAAUGUCUACAACAACACCAUUAUUCGACCGCUCUAUUGAUGGCAUUGAAAUUGAAUGAGGUCAAAUUGAUUGAAGAAAUUAUCGAACAAAUUCCGCACAGCGAAGUUGAAUUGGUGGUUGCCGCAAUGCCUGAAACGUAUGUGGAACGAACGUUGGAAUUUGUUAGUAAGCAAGUUAGUGCUAGUCACCAUAUAGAAUUCUACUUAACAUGGGCCACCAAAAUACUUACCAUCCACGCACCAAAAGAGCAUGUAUUCAAGCAGCAAUCGCUGAUAGCAAUACAAGACAGCUUGACGCGGAAAUAUGAAGCGCUAAGUCGAGUGUGUGACUUCAAUAAAUACACACUGAAAGUGUUGCGCGAGAUGUGCGGAGCGGGAGCAGGAAGCAGUGCAGACAAAGACGAGGGUAGAUCAGACAGUGAUAGCGAUGCUGAUGACGACGACGAUUCUGAAGAUGAUCUCGACAAUUUGAUUCUGAUCAAACAGAAUACAAACGGUACACAUGAUCAGGAUGUGGAAAUGCAAUCCAAAUCCGACGAUUCAUCUGACGACAUGAGCGAAGGCUAAUAUAUGCACAAUACUAUUCCAAUUAUACGAUUCCGUGUAAUUUUCCCCUCCUUCUUUUAAAUCCUAAUUUGUACAAUAUAAAAACAAUCUGUUAAAUAAAAACGUCUUAAACUUUUUUUUUAAACUGAA